This is a messenger RNA of Dermacentor andersoni, 3166 nucleotides long. RefSeq lists its product as uncharacterized. The record is from RefSeq and is a predicted model, not a curated record. NCBI's taxonomy places the organism in Eukaryota, Metazoa, Arthropoda, Arachnida, Ixodida, Ixodidae.
GAAAGCGACCGAUACAGCCAGCCGGUGGACAUUGUACUCGCGAGAUAACGGCGAUAGGCCUGUGCCUCGGGGUGACGAUAUACAGGACGUUGGUUGAAGAAAACGGUCAUAUUUCUCUUGUGGAUAGCACCGCGGCGUAGUCACACCUCUACUCGACUAACUGUUCCUGCGAGGGUUCCUUACUUCAGACCAGUGCCAUUAUUGUUGACCGAAGUUCUCACUUGGAAGAAGGCACAGUUUCGACAUGAGUGCGCCGUACGAUGCCUACUACCCUCCUCCGGCUGGAGUGCAACCGUUCCCACAGCCAGCCCCUGUGGCAGGUGGCGCGGCCCCGCCUCCGCCGCCCUAUUACCCGCCCCAGACUGCAGCCACGGCCAGCGUCCAGCCCGCCCCCUAUCCAGCGGGCUAUCCACCGGGCUAUCCACCACCGCCACAGCCUGCGGUGAUGCAACCGUCGUACAACCCGACAUACGUGAACGCGCCACCGUCGGCGCCACCCGUCACGGUCAUUGUGCAGCAGCAGCCCAACGCACAGACAGCGCCAACACAGGUUGUCCGGCCACCCCCUCAGCAACAGCAGAGUGGCAGCAGCGGCAUGGGCAUGGCAGGAGCGGCGGCAGUGGGUAUGAUGGCGGGCGCCGCAAUGGCCGGAGUAGCGGCGGCUGCGCACAGUCACGACAGGCACCACCACCAACCGCCGCACCUUGGGCACAGACCGGGGCUGCUGAGCCGAGGACACCACGGGCCGGUCAACGUGCACAUUCACCCGCAGCCCACGCACUGGGCGGCUAGACUCGCCAUGCGGGCGAAAGAGCGGCGACACCACUAACUGCGACCGGCGGAGUCGACUCGGGCUAUAGCGGCUUGCUCGAACAAACAGCAGACUGUCUAAAGCAUGAGCUGGACACUAGACCGUUUUCCUAUUGCGAAAGAAAAAAAAAACGUCUAAAGCCACAGCACAGCACGCGACUAGGAGGGUAUUGUUACGUGGAGAUGUACGCAGAAAACCAUUUACAAGAUGUAUUUAUGUGCAAACCUAGUCCCAGCGCUCGACAAGACGGCGAUGGUGACUUCAGAAACUGUGGCACCUACCCACAGUGGAGGAUUGACGAAGAAUCAGGCAGCUCGCUUGAGGGCUCAUUUCAUGGCGUGGGGAAGGAAAUUUGAAAGGGUCUCUUCAACGCUUUCGAAACGUUUAUAUAAGGAAAAAGAAUGGAAGUUUGAGUAUGCAAAGUACUCGCGCCUCAUCACGUUCGGUUCCGCGGCCGUUAUCUUCGCCGUCGAACAAAGCCGCCACCUCUAUGGAAAAUUCCCUAGGUCUUUUUAUCAUAUGACCACCUACUUCAUGGCAUAUCCCCCACAGAUGGUUUGUCAUCAUUAAGAUUCCCUAGAUCUAGGGAUUUUACACAUUUCAAUGCGAUACCAUUGAGGAGCCCGUGUCGCAGAAAAUCCGGUGUCCCGCGUCGGGCAUCGCAUCGACAAAAAGAUUUUCGGACCAUGUACGCUCGGGCCUUAAAUAUGAUGCAAGAAAUUGAUUGAACUAGUUGAGUUUCUCAAACUAAAGUACGUAGGAAUAUUGUAAACUACGAUGUUGUCUGUGUCCCUCUCCUCGUCCUGUUGCUUGCACACAACUUACAGACAUGAUAGCUCUCAGAUUGUAAUUUGACUAUACGAUAAAACAUAAUUCUGUGACGCGACAACUCGGAAGGAACCUUUUCACACACACAAACCGACCGCGGCGUUCACAGACUAGCCGCUGAGUCCGGCGUUUUGCGCGCGCCGGCGUAAGUACUUGGGGGCCAUGGAGCGGCGCGCCCGGUUCCUUGCAUUAAAUAUCAGACGUAUAUCUGCGUGCUUCGCUGCAAAUGAAAUGUAAGCGCGUAAAUGUGGUGGUGUUAGGUUAGAACAGGUCAUUCAAAAAAAUUAUUCGCAUCUUUUACGUUGCUGUCGUGCCGUAGCAGACUUCUGACGCGGUUACAUUCUGCAAGAGAGGCUCAGUGCCCAUCUUCCUAGCAAUUCCAAUAAGGUAAUAAGGCAAACUGACAAUAAUAUUGUCAAUUUGUUCUAAGUGCGAAACAAGAGUGAAGGGCAAGAAAGCAUAAAUGUACUAAUGUGUUGAAGUCUUCUGUGAAUACGGAAGGGGAGCGGGGAGGGGGGGCGGGGGGAGAGGUCGUCAAGCAGGAGGACAUAAUGUUAUGUCAUUAUUUGAGCUUGAGCACAAUGACUUCAUUAUUUGAACAUUAUAACACAAGCUUAUAAAUAAAAUAGUCUUCAUUUACAUAACAUGAAGAUUUAUGUAUACGGAUGUAAUAUUGACAAAAUUGACCACAUUUUGCACAAAUCUAAGGAAAUCUAGGCAGAUUUCUUUCUCCAAGUUAAGGGGAAAACUGGCUUCAGAGGUUGGGAGCACUGUCGUUGUGUGUCAUGCACCUAUGGUCUGCACAAAAGAAAUACCAAACGCGGUGCUCCAUGGGAAUGCGGGAAUGGGGUGAACGAUGCUUCAGAAGUUACCUGGGAAAAAAGGACGACCUUAACUGGGGAGGAACGCCUUUCUUUUUUCAGACUAGAUUUGCCUUUGCAAUCCCCUGAAUAAUUCCAAAUAAUGAGUCAAAUUCUUCAGUAUUUCAUAACGCCGUGAGGUAGCCGACAACGCGCUGUCUCCAGAAAUUCCUAAAUCAUAUCAGUGACCUACGUGUGGGAGAUGAGAAGAGCGUGUGCGUUGAUCCCGCAAUAGCUAGCACUAACUGCUGUUUGUGUAGCGCGUAAAAGUUGCGUUGGGAGGAAGCACAUUCGUUCCGGUAUGCCGCUAAAUCUGUAGCUUCAGUUCCUCUCCGCCUCUUUCUAUCGCCGUUGUGUUGUUGCCUAGGCAAAAUGAGCACGAAUCGAUUACAUUUGAAUGACUAGUUCCGGUUUUUGCUGUCAAGUUUGUUCGAGAAAGUCAGCCCAAGAUAGUUUUGCGUUCACUCGAUGAGCGACGAAAAUAGCAGCUGCCGUCGCCUUGCUAAAAUCUUCCGUGGUGCCGGGUAUUUGAGGGGAAGCACUUGUGUGAUCAUGCUACAAUAAAGGCGAAGGCCUCUGCGCAUACAGGCGGGUCCUGAACUACACCAUUGUACAUAAACGCACUGUAUCGAUUAUUGUUUAUUAAUAAAGCCUUUUUUUAUCGGUG